Messenger RNA from Larimichthys crocea (large yellow croaker), 26197 nucleotides. RefSeq names its product microtubule actin crosslinking factor 1a (gene macf1a). Lineage: Eukaryota; Metazoa; Chordata; Actinopteri; Sciaenidae. Gene Ontology annotation, molecular function: calcium ion binding; structural molecule activity; microtubule binding. The record is from RefSeq and is a predicted model, not a curated record. Gene Ontology annotation, cellular component: membrane; cell junction; microtubule. The transcript is spliced from 104 exons. Bases 152 to 24226 code for a protein of 8024 amino acids. Gene Ontology annotation, biological process: regulation of microtubule-based process; wound healing; regulation of focal adhesion assembly.
CGCUAGCCUAUCUGAAUAUUUCCUCUCUCCUGCGUCCUUUUUUCUCUCUCAAACAACUGGAAUAAAUGGACAUUAACCCGGCCCCUCCGAUGGAUUAACUGCCCGUGAUUUCUUUUUUUUUUAUACGCCGUUUUCAGUCAACAUCAGAAACAUGGGGAACUCCAUGGGUUGUGUCAGGCCUACCCAGGAGGGGGAGCUCAGUGGAGCCCCACCACUUUCACCAAAGAAGCGUCUACGUUUCAGACGUAAGCACAAGGGCAAGAAGAACAGGAAAGGAGAGUUGGAACACGAGGACUUUGAGCGACAAAGAAGCAAUGAGCCCGAUGAAAGGGAGGAAGAGGAUGAAGACGACGAGGAAAAGGCUGCAGUUACUGAAACAGCGGAUUCAGACUUCAGCAGCAGAGCUAGGACUCUUAUACCAGUGCCUGAUACCCAGUUGAUUCAUUCCAAAACUAAUCUGCACAGCAAUACUCUUUCCCCCGGCUCCCUGAGUACCAAUGUUGGGGGUCUUUUAGGCAGCAGGAUACUUGAAGCAUCCCCCAAGCCCAGCCCAGCCUGGAGAGGUGUUUUCUGCCUACCAGGGGAGGAAGACACCGUUAGCGCCAUCAUAGACGUCUCCAGCAUCCCGAGCCAAACCACAACCACCACCCCAGUCAACACAGCCCCAGUCCUGGGCAGUACCACUCCAGGUGGAGGGAGGGUCUGUCGUGUCAGGGAGAAAGUCCAAGGGGUCCUAGAGAAACCCUGGAUACUCAAGAAGGACAAACAAAAGAAGGACAAAAAAGACAAGGGGAGGGUGGAAAGGGAGGAAAAGGGGGAAGUGGAGGUUAAAGGAGGAGCAGAAGGGACAAUAGGAGUGGUGCGGACACCUUCAGGGAGGGAGCGUAAAGGUGUUGUCCACAUCCGUGAGGUGGAUGGUAAACUCUGCGUGGUCAGGACAGUGUACCCCAGUGAUUUUGGCUCUCCAGUGUGGAGGGGCGAAAGCGACAGUGAGGUAGAUGUCUACAAAGAGCUCCCUGCCUCGUCUCCAGUCACAGGAAAUAUUCUAAAAGUCCAACUAUCGGAGGACGAUGAAAGACGGGCCGAAAUGUCAGGUGCAGGGGGUUUCCCCAUGUCCUCUAACCAAAUGCGCAUUCAGGAGGCGAUGAUCGUCAAGGGAUUUAGUUUGGACACUCCGGAUCGCGCGCCAAAGCAGUCUUCACUGCUGGAGUCGGGCUACGCGAGCGACCUGCCGCUGACCUCUCCAGAAACGGCGGGCACCACUCCCAGUCAGACAGACUGGGGAGGGCUGACCAGCAGUUCAUCAGAGAGGCUGGACUCCAUGAUAGAGAGUCCAAUGUCACUGCAGCAACAGGCGACUGUAAAAUACCUGCCACAGAUUUCAGAGAUCUAUGUGAGCGGCGAGUCGGGCGACCUCACUGCCAAAGAGAAGUUGUUAUUAUGGAGCCAGCAGGCGACAGAAGGCUACCCCGGCCUCCGCUGUGUCAACUUCACCUCCUCCUGGAGCGACGGACGCAUGUUCAACGCUCUGCUGCACAGAUACAGGCCAGACCUGAUCGACAUGGAGGUGGUGUCGCAGCAGAGUAACCGGGAGAACCUCGAGCAGGCCUUUGAGAUCGCCGAGUCGCUAGGGGUGACCAGACUGCUGGACGCUGAGGACGUCGAUGUUCCAUCUCCAGAUGAAAAGUCUGUUAUCACCUACGUUUCCUCCAUCUAUGAUGCCUUCCCCAAAAUCCCCGAGGGUGGAGAGGGCAUCUCUGCAAACGAGGUGGACCAGCGCUGGUCAGAGUACCAGUCCAGGUUCUCCUCUCUGCUCCAGUGGAGCCGCCAGCAUACGGCCCUCAUGGCCAACAAGAACUUCCCACAAAACCCUGUGGAACUGAAGGCACUUUACAACGAGUACGUCCAUUUCAAAGAGACGGAGAUCCCCGCGAAGGAGAACGAGAAAGGUCACAUUGAACAUCUCUACAAACUGCUGGAGGUGUGGAUAGAGUUCGGUCGUAUUAAGCUUCCUCAGGGCCUCCAUCCCAAUGACCUCGAGGAGGAUUGGGGCAAACUCAUCCUGGAGAUGCUGGAGAGGGAGAAGGCUCUACGGCCAGCUGUGGAGAGGCUGGAACUGCUGCUUCAGAGAGCCAAUAAGAUCCAGAACAUGGCUCUGGACUGUGAAGAGAAACUCACCCUUGCUAGGAACACACUCCAGGCGGACAUGUCUCGAGUGGAGAGUGGCGAGGCAGUGCAGUGCGAGAGAGAGCUGGCCUGCUACCUGCAGGACUGCGAGUCUCUCAUCAGACAGCUCAACCAGGAGCUCAAAGUCCUCCGAGAUGAGAAGUACUACCAGGUGGAGCAGCUGGCGUUCAGAGUGUCCUGCCUUCAAGAGGAGCUGGUCUCCCUCAGACUGCAGUGCUCCAGCGUUUACAGGAAAGGCCACUUCUCCCAGGCCUUGGGCAGCACGGGGCCAGAGCACACCAGCCACAGAGGCACAGACAGUGGCCUGACACUGGGGCAGACACUGCUGGGAGCUGUGGGCGCCGUAGGAGCAGUCGGCGCCGCGCUCCUGAGGCGACCGAUGGCUCGCUCCCAGCUGGUGGCCAUGUCCUCAUCAGAGGACGAAGGAAGCCUGAGGUUUAUCUACGAGCUGCUCGGAUGGGUGGAGGAGACGCAGGAUCUUUUGGAGCGUGCUGAAUGGGGAGCAGACCUUCCCUCCGUAGAAAACAACCUUCAAGAGCACAACACCAUACACACUGCAGUCGAAGAGCUAAUGAGCAGCCUACAGGAAGCACGCAGCUAUGAGGCUAAAGUUUCUCCCAACUUCAAGAGCAAUUACUCUGAAACACUGGCCAAGCUGGAGCACCAAUACUGCAAACUUCUGGAACAUUCGUCAUGGCGCCUGCGGAGCUUGGAGAGCCUGCACGCCUUUGUGUCGCACUGCACCGAGGAGCUGAUCUGGCUCAACGAGAGGGAGGAGGAGGAGAUCGCCUUCGACUGGAGCGACAACAACCCCAACAUGAACGCCAAGAGAGAAUUACACAGUGAAAUGAGGUUAGAGCUGGAUGAAAAACAAGAAGUGAUGCAUUCACUGCAGGAAACGGCCAAUCGUCUGUGUCAGGAGAACCAUCCAGCCAAACAGACGGUCGAGGCUUACAGUGCGGCACUGCAGACUCAGUGGCAGUGGGUGAAACAGCUGUGUGUGUGUGUGGAGCAGCAUCUCAAAGAUAACACGGCGUACUUCCAGUUUACGAGUGACGCUCGGGACUGUGAGUCGUACCUGCGACAGCUCCAGGAAACCAUCAAGAGACAAUACACGUGUGACAAGAACAGCAGGCUGAGCAAACUCGAAGACCUGCUGCAGGACUCGAUGGAGGAGAAGGAGCAGCUGAUCGAGUACCGGAGUACGGUGGCGAGCCUGGUGGGCCGGGCCAAGACGGUGGUGCAGCUUCGCCCUCGCAGCGCGGAGAGCACGCUGGGUACUACAACACCCAUCAAAGCCAUCUGUGACUACAGACAGAUAGAGACAAACGUUCAGAUCACGAUAAGCCGAGGCGAGGAGUGUGUGCUCGAGGAUAACUCUCAGAGAACCAAGUGGAAGGUGAUCAGUCCGAUGGGGAACGAAGCCAUGGUCCCCUCUGUGUGUUUCACCGUGCCGCCUCCAAACCAGGAAGCCAUCGACACAGCGAGCAGGGCAGAGCAGUUGUACCAGAAGGUCAUGUCUCUGUGGCAUCAGCUGCAUAUAAACAUGAAGAGUGUGGUAUCCUGGCACUACCUGCUCAAAGACAUCAGGAGCGUCUCCGGAUGGAACCUGGACACGGUUCGUUGUCAGUCUCCGGCGGAGCGGCAGCAGGUCCUGGAUCACCUGGAGUCCCAGUUGGCCGACUUCCUGUCCGACAGCAAAGAGAGCGCUCUGUUCACGCCGGGCGAAAGACGAGAGCUGGAGAAGGACGUUCAGCAGGCCCAGCAGCACUGCCAGGACCUGCUGCUUAACAUGGAGACUGUGGAGAAGGAUGAGUCAGUCUCUCGUUCAUACCUGUCGGAGCUGCAGAACAUCACCCUGCGCCUAAACGACGCCGAGCAGAGACUGAUGAGGGGGAUAGAGACUCCGCCCUCCAGCCGGCAGUCAGGUGACAGCGCCGACAAAGCUGUCCAGAUUGCAGAGCAAGAGAAGCUGCAGUCGGAGCUUGACGCCCUGCGCUCCACUUUGGGCGACGUGUCUCGUCGCUGCGUCACCUUCUUUGAGGAGAAGCCGACAUCGUCCAGCGUUCCCGCCCUCCGCUCCGAACUCAAUCAGGCUGUGGAAAAGAUAGACAAACUGCACAACCUCUCGUCCGUCUACCUGGAAAAGUUAAAAACUGUAGACGUCCUGAUCCGUAGCCUGGAUGACGCAGAGAGCCAGGUCAGGAAGAACGAGAGCAGACUCAGUGAAGAAGAUAUUGUUCCUGCUGACACGACAGCCAUUCAAAACCUCAGAGAUCAGCUUGAGAAGUGGCAGGCCGAGCUCGCCGACCAGGACGAGAUCUUUCAGUCUCUGCAGUCGGAGGUACGCCGAGCCAAAGAGGCGGGCUCUCAGCUCAGAAGGCUCCACCCAGACCGCAGCCCCGAGCUGGAACGCUACCAGGAGAAAGCCAAUCAGAUGGUGGAGAGGUGGAACGGAAUCAAGAGACAGAUGGAGACACGACGGUCUGAUCUGGACGCUCUUGGCUCGGCCCUGCAGCAGUACAGAGACGGUCACUCUGCUCUGAUCAAGUGGAUCGAAGAAACGACAGAAAGACAAGAGAACACACAACCCGGACAGACGGACAGCAAAGCGCUGUCUGAACAGCUGGCCCAGCAGACGGCAUUAGUAGUUGAGAUCGAACGAAACCAGACCAAACUAGACGAGUGCCAGACUCACUCCAAACAGUACUGCACCUCAGUGAAGGAUUAUGAACUGCAGCUGAUGACCUACAGAGCGUUUGUAGAGUCGACACAGAAGUCACCUGUCAAGAGACGGAGGAUGCACUCUUCUUCUGACGCCAUCACUCAGGAGUUCAUGGACUUGCGCACUCGCUACACGGCUUUGGUCACCUUGACAACCCAGCAUGUAAAAUACAUCAGCGAUGCACUGAGAAGACUAGAAGAAGAAGAGAAAGAGGUGGAGGAGGAGAAGCAGGCCAGAGUGGGUCAGGUGUCAGAUCUGCUGGGCUGGGUCAAAGGCCUCCAGGGACGGACCGGGGGACCCAACGCUGAGUCUUCACUUGCUGCGCAACAGGCCAUCAGUGAACAGCUCGCAGCCAAGAAGGACGAGGUGGCUGAAGCCAUAAGGAGCACACAGGUCUUCCUGCUUUCCAAACAGGCCAGCAAACUGUCCCCGGAGGAGCGCGGCAACGUCGAGGCUCAGCUGGACGAGCUGACGGCCACCUACAGCCAGCUGUGCGACAGCUCCACCCAGCAGCUGCAGCAGCUGGAGCAUCAACUGGCCAAAGAGGAGGAAAGAAAGAACCACAUUGCCAUUGCCGGAGUAAUCGACUUGGGAACGGUGGAAACAUUCCCAGUAUUCAAAGCAGCCCAGCGUGGUCUUAUAGACCAGGACACCUGCCGUGUGCUACUGGAGGCCCAGCUCAUCAUGGGUGGGCUCCUCCAGCCUGAUUCCCCUCUCAAUCUUUCACUGGAACAAGGUCUAGCUCAAGGUCUCAUCGACACCCAUACCAGACAGGCCCUCGCUGAGCUAGAGAGUGCCUUGCUUUUGGUGGAAGAUUCUACAGAUGACCAACAACAAAAUGUGCUGCCAGUAGCUACAGCCAUGGAGCUCAGGCUCAUCAGAGAGGAGGUGGGACUUCGUGUUUUAGAACUCCAGAUGAACAUUGGAGGCUUGAGAGACUCGACAGGAAAAAUUAUGAGUAUGGAGCAAGCAGACAACAAGAGACUCUUGACUCCCAGAACGCUCACCAAACUCCAGUCAAGGCUUCAACACAGAGAGCUGAUCGAUCCAAACACAGCUGAAAAAUUAAACCUACAUGAGCUACAACAGCGCUGUGUCCUCGACAAUGACUCAGGUCUCCUCCUCCUCCCUGUCAAACAACAACCCGGAGGAACUGUCUGCCUGCGGUCUGGAAGGAAAGUCGGCAUCUUCCGUGCAGUCCAGGAAGGCCUGAUUGAUCGGAAAGUUACUGUACGACUUCUCGAAGCUCAGCUCUUUGCCGGUGGUAUUGCUGACCCACGAUCUGGCCACCGGCUGACAGUUGAUGAGGCAGUUCGUCAUGGGCUUAUGGACCAGGAUCUAGCCUGUGCUAUGUUAGCGCGACAGCUGCAAAAUGGUGGGAUUUUAGACCCUUUUAGUGGAGAACGCCUGGAUUUGGAAGAGAGUAUUCGCAGGGAUCUUCUCUCCUCUCGUUUGGCUGUGUUAGUCCUUGAGUCUCUUUGGGCAUUCAUGGGAAUACUCUGGCCUGAAUCUGGAGAACUCCUGCCAAUUGUUGAGGCUCUUCAACAAGGAGUGAUCUCAGGAGAGCUAUCAAGGAAUAUCCUAAGACAGCGACAUGCCAUUGGGGCUCUGUACAACCCAGAAACCCUCCAGGUUCUGCCGUUGAAUGAGGAUGCUGAAGAGGCUCUUGAGCCCUGUGUAGUCAGCUUUCUUAAAGACAUUCAUAUUCCAGAUGUUCUUUCCAGCAUGAACCAGUCAGGUACUCCAUCUCUAAACCGCUUGAGCUGGGGUUCCACCAGCUCCUCUCCACCUCCAUCCUCUCCACCACCUUCAUCAUCUCCUGAAGCCCUUGUCUGGGAUGCUACGCCAACACAUGGAAUGGAUCCCGAAGAACAAGCAAAGCACAAGCUCCUGUUUCACCUCAUGACUCAUAGCUAUGUGGAUGCUCAUUCUGGAAAACGAUUGGUGCUGCUCGACCCUGAGUUGGUGGAGUUGGUCAAAGCUACUGUACUGGUUGCUGGAGACUCUGUAGAGGGAAGUAAAGUUGAGCCACAAAGCUGUUUCACUACAGCUGAGCAGGAAGAGUUGGAAAUGGUGAGGCAGUCUAGUUUGACAGAUGAAGUUGAAGAUGAAGAAGGUUCGAAUGUAGUCACACCAAGCAAAGAAUUUGAGAUGAAUGGCACAGGCAGUCUAGAAGGAGAAAAUGUCAACAAAUUGUUGCCUGAACCAGCAGUAACUGUAGAAAGUGAAAAGCUCAAAGUAAAAGCUCUAAAGAAAGAAAGAUUUAGUCUUGAAAGUGCAGAGGCUUCAGCUAAAAAUCUUGAAGGGGAAAGAACAUUGGUUUUUACAAGAGAACCAGAUGAGCUGGUAGUAACUGAAUCCAAACCCAAAGAUAGUGGUGUUCAAGAGUCUAGAAAUACCACCGUAACAGUCGAUAGAAAAAUAGUCACAGCACCGCUUAAAUCAGAGGGAUAUUUUGGAUUGUUGAAAGAACCCACCCCCUUAGAAGCAAAAACAAAGGAAGAUGAUAAUUCAACACAAUUUGAUGACAAGAAAGAUGAAAAGUAUUCCCAGACUGAAUCAGAAAGAAUCAAACAAAAGGUGUCCAUGACAGAGACUGACUCAAAGCAUGCUAAACCUCAGGUUAAUAUCCCUGACUCAGCAGUGGAGCAGGAAGAGGAGGCAGCUGAAUUAGCUAGUUUAGUCCUAGAACUCAAACAAGGGGGUCUGAUGACAGAAGAAGGGGAAAAGCUGCUCCCAGAUGAGGCAGUAGCUCAGGGUGUCCUUCCCGGCCACACAGCAGUUAAAUUAAUGGCUCAGGCAAGUCUGUUUGGGGGUUUCCUAGAUGCCAACAGCGGUGAGUCACUUAGCAUGGAGGAUGUUAUGCAGGAGGGUUUACUCGAUGAAGAUCUAAUGUGGAGUGUCCUGAAAUCAGAUAAAACCCUUGCUGGGGUUGUGGAUGCAGAGAAAAGGCAGAUCUGUGGUGUAAAGGAGGCAGCUCAGGCGGGGUUGAUUGACUCUAACACUGCUGCUCGACUUCUGGAAGCCCAGGUGGUGUCUGGGGGGAUUGUUGACCUACGUAGAGAUAAGAAAGUAUCUGUUACUCUAGCAGAAAACCUGGGACUGAUUGAGGAGGAUCAACGAGAAGAAUUUGUGGCACUAGAGAAAGCAUAUAAAGGAAAGGAUACAGAUCCAUCAACAUCCUUUACUAAAGCCAGUUUACAGCUACAGAUGGAAGGUGUUGUUGACCCAGAGUCCAAGUCUCCAGUUCCUCUGGAGCAAGCAAUUCAGAAAGGAUUGAUUAGGUCUGAUGAAGCUUAUCAGGUGCUGGCGAGGCAGGUGGCUGAGGGUGGUAUAAUACAUCAUGCUUCAGGGAUGAGGUUGUCAGUUUCUGAUGCUGUUGAUAGAGGACUAGUGGAUCGAUCCAUUGCUCCUGGGCUGGAGGAACUAGAGUGGGUCUACCAAGGGAAGGUCAGCCCUUCAUCUCACCCAGAAGCUCUCACUUUCCAGGCAUCAACAGGAGCCAUUCUAGACCCUGACUCUGGGUGUAAACUGACAUUAACAGAGGCUGUUUCUAAGGGUCUUCUGGAUGAGAAUAUUGCCAGUGAAGCCAUGGCUUCUUCUGCUGUAACACAAGGAGUGCUUGACCCCCAAACUGCACGUAUCAUGCCUUAUUCAGAGCUUGUAAACCAGGGUAUGAUAGAUAUAGAAACAGGCAGACGCUUCUUGGAGGUGAAACCAUUCAGAGGUGUUCAGGAUGAGCAAACUGGAGACAUCUUGACCCUUCCGGAGGCAGUUGCAUCAAAGAAAGUUGACCCAAUCCCAGCAUUGAGGCUGCUCCAAAGCCAGGCAGACAGUGGAGGGAUCAUUGAUAUCAGAACUGGAGAAAGGCUGCCCCUAUCUGAGGCCUGCAAAAGAGGUUUAGUUGAAGACAACAUGGUCAGGGUAAUAGCCACCAACCAGUUUUUGAAAGGAGGCUUAGUAGAUCCUACCACUGGACAAAAAGUCUCUAGUCUUGAUGAUGCCACUGCAAAAGGACUGAUCUCCAGUGACAUAGCUUCAGAAAUUCAGGAGAAAUUGGCUUCUGUGGCGAUGGAGGAUGAUGAAGGUAGUGUUACACCUGUUGCCUCGUCAAAUGGUACAUACAGCCCCCCUGCUAUUAUAUUGUCAGUGUGCAGCUCAGACAGUCCAGCAAACUGGUCAGAUGUAAGCACUGAGGUGUCUUCAGGAUCUCCACUUUCAAACAAAGAUCUAGCAAUUACACAUGGCAGCGGAAAGACAAUGACAUCUGUAGAUGAUCAGUCACUGCUUUAUGGCACUGCUGCAGAGGAGGACAAAGUAGAACUGCCAGUGUCGGUGGAAGAAAAGGCUUUAAUAGAGCCGGACCAGUCCAUGGACCUCUUGUCUAAGUUUGCUACUAAUGUUGAGAAAAGAAUUCAGCAAGCUAUAGAAGAGAUAAUCCCACAGACAGAGCCUCUUCCUCUGCAGAAACCCGAUGAGAGACUUCAAACAAGUGAGGGGGAGACUGAUGAUAAACAAAAGGGGGAUGUUUUCAGAGAUUUUGUUGGAGAAUCCAUUAAGACACACGUCGAUGAUACUGACAAAGAUUCACAGGAAGAAAAAGAAGCUGCUAUUUUGAAGUCAGAUAGGGAAGCUGUGAGGGUCGAUAUGAAGGAGUGUAGACCCAGUGAUGAGAGCGCAUCAGUGUUUCAUCAUGAUACUGAAGGUGACAACCUGACAGGUUUUGUGGCAGCAGAAAUAACAGAUGACAGAGAAAGAAAAGACGGCGUUGAAUGGUCACAAUUGAGUGAAAAGGAUUAUAGAAAGAGCGAUGUUGCAGUACAGAGAGAUGAUGUUGUAGGUGACAAGGUUGAAAGAGUGGAGAAAGAGAAACCUGAGAUCAAAUCUAGCACUGACAUUGAUCAGCCUGACCAGUUAUCGACCUCGACAUCCAGUGUGAUGCAAAGCAAAAGCAAGAAAAAGAGGAAGAAUAAAAAGAACGGAAAGGGAAAGGAAGCAGACAGUGAAACACAACUACCAGAGAUAAAACAUCCAUCUCAUGCUGAUCAAGCCGAUGCACUUGUUGUAGGGCAGACUGAGGCUGUUGUUGUCACAGAUGAGCUUGAAUCACAAGACAAAUACGUGAAAUCACAGAUUCACAGUCAGAAAGUUUCCACAGAGCCUUCCAAUGGAGAAAGUGAAGCAAAGGUUGAGGAAAUUGAGGCUGAAAAUAAUUUGGUAAAACAAGGACAGGAAGCAGUUCAAACCGCUGUGGAAAUCACAGAACACACCACUGAGCCAGAGAAAGAUGCAAUAAAGAUUACAUUGUUGAAGGGUACAGGAAAGGGUGAAAAGAUCGAGGAGAUGAAACAGAAGGAGCAGAAAGAGAAAGAUGAAGAGAAGGCUUCUGUCUCUCAGCAACCAGAACAACCAGAGAGCAGUCAGGAGGUAAAGAAAAGGAAGCAGCAAGAACUGCCUCAGAAAUCUCCUCUACCAGAUGACGAGAAGGCGGCCUUGAUCCUGAAAGCCAAGGAGAGCAUCCUUAAAAAGGUGUUUGAAAAGGGAGUGAGCAAGAAGCAGACUGCCGAAGAGCUGCAGGCAUUACGCAACGAGGUGGGAAAGAAGGAGAGUCAAGGCACAACUGUCAAAGAGGCAAAGUCACAAACUCUGCCGGCUAAGUUAGAUAAAGUGAAGGGUCAUGAAGUCAAAGAGACGAGAGACAGGAGAACUGACGGUUCACCAAAAGAGAGAGAGGAAGAGAAGAGUGUCAAAGAAGACAAAUUGCCAAGGGUCAAAGAAGAUACAACUGUGGAGAAACUUUCUGUCAGUGAGAACAGAGAGACCAAACUGUUGGAGGCUUCUGCAAAUGAGAGUGUUGGAAAGGAAGACGUACAAAAGGACACUGAGACGGCUCGAUCAGUUCAGCCUAAAGAGACUCAGCAAAGUAAACGAAGUAGGAAAAACAAGAAGAACAAGGGUCCAAAAGUGACAGACAAAACUGAACCUGAUGCUAAGAAGUUACCAACUCCUGAAAAAGUGGAUUCUGAGGUGACAUCAACAGAAAUCAUCACAAAAUCUGAAACUGAAAAAACAGAUUUCGAUAGUUCAACCUCAGUGAAGGAGCAGUCGAUGGACAGACCUACUGAUGUUGAGUCACCCAGUGAAGUCAUCAGUCCUUCAGUUUGUGAUGAGGCAAACGAAGUGGAGACCUCUGUAAUUAUUGCUGAAGGAGCUCAGACCAGUCAACAGAGCCGGCCAUAUUUAGAAGAACCCAAUGCUCACAUUGAGCAAUCCGUACAAUCAACUGCGAUCACAGCUACUGCGAAAGAAGAAUCCCAUUCAGAAACCAACAAUGCUGGUGAACCCGUUGACUUUACUCAAGAGGCUGUCACACACAAACCAGAUAUCCAACAAACAGCUCAAUCUGUGGCUCCUGUCACACCAUCAGAUAAACCAGCAGGUAAAGGCAAAAAGAAGAAAAGACAACAAACACCUAAGGCUGAUGGUAGCAGCGACCAGCCACAUCUCGAGUCUUCAGAAUCAGCAGAAGACGCUUCAACUGAGUCUGAAUCACCUGGAGUCCCUGAGUCUGAUACAGCCACAGAGAGCUGGGAAGAGGGAGAGGAUGGUGUCCGAGAGAGUCAAGAAAUUGUGUCAAACAAAGAAACUGCCAAGACCAGCAAGUCAUCUUUGAGGCGUCAGGAGUGCUUGGAGCAUGACCAGCAAAUUGUAGCCCUGGUCUCCAUGGUCAGACAUAUUGAGGUCCGACUCAAACAGCAGCAACAGCAGUCUGUUGGCCGCAGCCUCAUCGCCUUGGACGACAUCAUCAGACAGACUGAGGCUCUGGACCUCGAAUUGCAUGACUUGGAGCCUGCGAUCAGCAAGGAAGUGGAAGCUGCUGAGCAGCUGUUGAAGCCGCAACCUAAAGAUGUUCCUCCACAGCUCCUGUUGGCCCUGGAAAAGGACGGGCGGAGCUUGGCUCGAGGGUACGAGGCUGCCAGAACACUUUCUGAGGGCAUUCUGCAAAGUCUCCGAGACCAUAGAGACUCAUAUAAGGAGGCCGUAACAGCUGAGCAGAAAACACUGGGAGGACGAGUGGAUAGUCUGCUGUCCUGGCUGAGAGAGACAGAGACUCAGACGAAUGGAGGAAUGGCAGGGAUGGAAAAAAUGGAGACGGCAGAGAAAGAUGACAGCUGCGAUCAGCUCACACAGCAGCUGAGUCUUUGCAAGGAGCUCCAGUCCUCUCUGAUGGCUCGCUCCAACGAGGUCAACAGCGUGGCCUUUGACAUUCAGGUGUUCAUCUCCGAGCGAGCUCAGGACCUGGCACCCGAGCAGAGCAGGCAGCUUCUGGGGCAGCUGCAGCAGCUCCAGAGGGCCUUCCACCAAACGUCGGGUCAAGCCCAGGCCUGGGCCGACGCCCUCUCCGCCCAGAGAGAGAGGGAGGAGGAGAGGCAGCGCAGGGAGAGAGUGAAAGACGAGCAGAAGGAGAAAGAAAGGCAGAGAGCGAGGGAGAGAGAGGUGGUUCAGCAGCAGAAAGCCGAAUGCUCUCAGAAACUAGAAGGACUUUCCAUGUGGCUGGCUGGAGCUGCCAGCUUGCUCGCCAGCCAGAAAGCCGGAGCAGAGUCGGACGACGUGAACGUCUUGCAAGAGAAGCAGAAAAAACUAAAGGAAGUGCAAAAGGACCUCCAGACCAAACAGGAGGGCAUAGCCGAGGCGAUCCGCUCUGUGGAGGAGCUCCUGGCUGAAAGAAGAGAAAGUCUGAGCCCGGAGGAGAGGGAGAACCUCCAGGUGGCGCUAACACGGAUGAAGGAGCAGUACAGCGCUCUUACAGACUCAGCAAACACGUCGCUGUCGGAGUUGGACACCGCCAUCAACACCACCGUACAGCAGAACACACAAAGGGCAAAGGCUGAGGAGGACCUCCAGGAGACCAAAGGCCAGAUAGACUCCCUGCUGAAAGAGUUGUCCUCCCUCAGCCCACCAGGCGGCAGAGGAGUUGCAUCUGUGGUCAAAGAUGUUGCUGAUUCACCGUUCUCACAGCCAGAGGGCGCUGUGGCGUCGCACACCGAGAUGCUGCAGGCCGAGCUUCAGCAGCUUCAGGCUCAACAGGCGCAGUUACUCCAGAUCACACAGGCGACUCGCUCCCUUCUGGAACAACCCGACUCCACCGUUCCUCCUGAGGAGAAGCAGCGUCUCCGGGCUGCUCUGGAUCAGCUGCAGGCCCAGCACCAGGACAAGCUGCAGAGCUGCCAGGACCGCCUGAGAAAGUCUGAGUCUCUGAAGGAUGAGCUCACAAAGUUCCUCCAGGAACACGGAAGUUUAGGCGCCUGGCUGGAGCAAAGUGAACAGGAGCUCCGUUCCCUCGGGGAAGGAGAAACCGACGCACAAGGACUGAAGGGCAGGCUGGAGGAGCACAGAAAGCUGGGCGAGGAUGUAAUCUGCCACAAGGCGGACCUACGCUUUGUGUCAAUCUCGGGUCAGAAGGUUCUGGACUCUGUUCAAGGAGCUCUGGAGCAAGUCGGCGGUUCAGAUCCAGCAAUGGAGAGCACCAAGCAGCUGGUGACUGACAAGCUGCAGGACGCUAACCACAGAUACACAACCCUGCACACCAAGUCGACAGAGUUGGGCAGCCGAUUGUCCGGCCUGUUGGAGCGGUACCAGCAGUACCAGGAUGAGGUCGUCUCCCUCCACUCCUGGCUCAGCACUCAGGAACAGAACCAAAGCAUAGCCAAGCCCACUGGAGAGACGGACCCCCAGAACCUGCAGAACACACUACGACAAGUACAGCUGCUGCAGGACGAGCUGGCUGAGCGCUCAGUGCAGCUGGAGAAGGUGAAAAGAGCCGGAAGAGAUCUGGUCAGCACAGACGAGUCUCCUUCCCUGAAAGCUGUUGACAUCCUCUGUGCUGCAGACGGUUUAGAGAAGAGGUUUGGCUCGCUCUCUGCGUCCGUGUCAGAACGGGCCGAGCAGCUGCAGACAGCUGUGGCCCAGUCGGUCAGUGUCCAGGAGGGCCUGAACGGUCUGCUGAGCUGGCUGGACAAGCUGGUUCUGAACCCUGUACCAGUCGAACCCACCGCACAGGCCGUACAAGACGCCCUGACCCAGAACCAGAAACUUCGCCAGGAGCUGCUGUCCAGGCAAGGCAGCGUGGAAGCAACACGAGACUCCGUUUCCAAACUCCUCCAGAGUUCUGACGCCUCCACAGCUUCUGGCCUCCAGGGUGCUUUAGAUGAAUUGACUCAGCGCUACACCGCAGCACAGGCUAGCCAGGCCGAGAAGGAGGCCGAGCUCAAGGGGCUGCUGCCCAAGCUCGAGAGCUACGAGCGGCUCGGGACCGACCUCCAGGUCUUCACCCAGAGCCGACUAAAGGCUCUGAGCCUUGCGGGCCAGCCAGACCGCGGCGUGGACGACUACAGGCAGACCAUUGAGGAGGUCAGGUCCGAGCUGGAGCAGGAAGCCGGCCAGCUGAAAUCCUUCUGCAACCUCGGCACCGAGCUGAGCCAAUCGAAAGCUUUCAGCAACACUCAGAGCUUAUUGGAUAAUGUCAAAGGGGUGUCUGACGAGUUCACGCAACUGGAAGCUAAUGUCAACGAAAGAUUUGCUGCCAUCCAGGCCUGCGAGCAGCAGCUGCUCCAGUUCCGCGGCCUCUCUGGUUCCCUCGUCAGGUGGCUUCAGACAGCACAGGACCAGCUGCCGUCCAAAGAGGCCAACCUCAACACGGAGGGCCUGCAGAGAAGAGUGCAGCAGCUCACGGACUUGUUGAACGACUGGGAGUCGCAGCAGUCGCGGGUCCAGGAGCUGAACAAGACCGGCUCUGAGCUGGAGUCCCUCAUCAUCGACAUCACCGCUCCCCAGACUAAAACUGGUGCUCCUCAAAUCAAUGGCUCAUCAGGUCCCAGCAGUGUCAAUGGCAUUCACACCUGUAAAGACCUGACAGAGCUCCAGGUAGCUGUAUCUGAUGUGAACACUCGAUACGAGGCGCUUGGCGGGGAGUUGAAGGACCGUCUCGCUCGCCAGCAGGCCUCACUGGAGCUCAGGCAGAAGGCCAAGCAGGGCACGGAGGAGCUCAAGAACUGGCUGACAGACAGAGAGCACAGUCUGAAACAGGGCCAGACCGCCUCCCCAUCCAGACCUGAGGUGGUACGCGCCCAAGCCCAGGAGAACAAGGCUCUGCUUUCAGAGCUGGCUGAACACUCCGGGAAGGUUGAGGAGCUGAAGAGCUCACUGAGGAAGCUGAUCGCUGACAACCCUGAUUCUCCCGAGGCUGACAGCUGGAGGCAGCAGCUGCAAGAGAUAGACUCCCGCUGGCAGACGGCCAAUCAGACUGCAGCCCAGAGGCAGACUGAGCUGGAGACGUGUGCCGAUAGGCUGGGCAGCUUUGCCUCGGCGGCCAAUCAGCUGGGCCCGUGGCUGAGGGAGAAGGAGCUGAUGAUGAGCGUCCUGGGACCGCUGAGCAUCGACCCGAACAUGCUCAACACACAGAAACAACAAGUACAGUUUAUGCUGCGUGAGUUUGAGACCAGGCGGCCACAGUUUGACCAGCUCACCCAGUCUGCCGAGGGAAUCCUCUCCCAGACUGGUGACUCUGCUCAGGACCCCAAGGAUCUGGCCGAGGUGCGCGCUGAGCUGGGCUCCAUCUCCCAGCAGUGGGAGGACCUGACAAACCGGCUGAGUCAGAGGUCAAACCACAUUGACCAGGCCCAAGGAACCAGUGAACGAUACCAGGCCUUGCUCAGAGAGCUCUCCUCCAGUGUUUCUGCUCUGAGCGAGAGGCUGGACGCUCAGGCCUCGCUGAGCGCCCAGCCCGAGGCGCUCAAACGCCGCCUGCAGGAAACCGGAGAGAUCCGCUCCGAGCUGGAGAGACGGCGGACCGAGCUGGCCGAAGCCGAGAAGCUCUGCCAGGAGCUGAGCACCAUCGUGGCUGAACCGUACCUGAAGGAAGAGCUGAGUAAACGACUGGAGAGCGUCAGCGGGCCGCUGAAGAGUUUAGAGGAGCGUGCAGCUGACGGUCUGUCUCAGCUCCAGACCGCUCUGUCGUCCACCCAGCAGUUCCAGCAGAUGUUUGAGGAGUUGCGCUCCUGGCUGGACAAGCAGGCCGAUCCCAGAGACUCAUCCACCGACUCCCUGCCCUGUCAGCCCGAGGCCAUCCGCUCCCUGCUGGCACAGACGGCCGAACUCCAGCGCGGCAUCGCCAGUCAGCGAGGCUCCUACGAGCUGAUCCAAGCCGAAGGAGUGACGCUGCUCGCCACUCUGCCGGCGGGCGGAGACGAGCGGUCUGCCCUGCAGUCUCGCUUGGCCUCCUUGAGGCAGGACUGGGAGGGUCUGAACCAGAGAGUGUCAGAUCGAGAGAACAGACUGAAGACCACCUUGAGCAAAGCAGACACCUACCAGCAGCACAAGGCCGAGCUGACGCCAUGGGUAGCAGAGUGUGAGCAGAGAGACGGAGAUAUCCAGCCAUCACUGGACCCGUCGGCCCUGGAAGAGGCUCUGCAGAAGGCUCGAGGUCUGUCUCUGGACCUGGAAAGACGACAACCCCUCCUCGAGGCCUUCAACAGCGCAGCUGAUCAACUGCUGGAACAAUGCUGCAUCGGAGAGGAAGAGGUACGAGAUGAGAAGGCCCAGCUGAACCGCAGGGUGGACAAACUGGGCGAGAGGCUCCAUAACCGCACCUCCCAGCUGGAGGAGCUGGCCGGCCGCCUGAAGGAGUUUGAAGAGGGCAGACAGGCUGCAGAGAGGAGGCUCGAGGCCGCCAAGCACCAGAUUGAAGUGCAGGAGGCUCUGGGAGCACAGGCGUGCAGUGCUAAGAGCCUGGAGCGGCUGAGGAGUCAGCAGGAGAAUCUGAGGUCCCUGAAUCCUCAGGUGGUCUACCUCAGAGAUCUGGCCCAGGGGCUCGUACAGGACUCUCCGCAGACACCGGGAGGCAGCACUGAGGGGGCACAAAGGCUUCAGGAGCAGGCCAGAGAGACGGAGAAACAGUAUGAUGACGUUACUGAGAAGAUCGAGCAGUGCUGCUCCUCCCUCGAGUCCCGCCUGCAGGGUGUCGGCGAGGUCCAGUCUCAUGUCCGUGAUGUCUUCUCACGCCUCGCCGACCUCGACGACGAGCUUGACUCGCUCAGCCCCGUCGGACGUGACGCGGACUCCCUGGCCUCUCAGGCCGACGCCCUGAAGGGCUUCUUGUCCCGUCUGGCCAACCUCAGGUCGGAGCUGGAGGGUCACGCUUCGGAGUGCACCACCAUGCUGCGGCGAGAGGGCUCCUCCCCUGACCUGCUGGCUCUCAGGAGGGAGACGGAGGCGCUGAGCCGCCAAGCUGGCAAGCUGAGCGAGCGCGGCCAGGCCAGGCUGGACCAGAUCGAGGACGCCGCUGAGAAGGUCCGAGACUUUUACAGGCUGGUGUCCGAGCUGCAAGGCCUGCUGGGAAGGGCAGAAGAGGGGCUGAGCGCACAGGGCAUGGUCGGCACAGAGGUGGAGAUGAUCAAACAGCAACUGCAAGAGUUCAAGGCUGUGGAGAGAGAGCAGGUGGACAGCAUUCAGCCGAAGCUGCAGCACGUCAACGCUGUGGGUCAGGGUCUGAUCCAGAGCGCCGCCAAACACACCGACACCCAGGCGCUGGAGCACGACCUGGAGACCACCAACCUCUGCUGGAACUCACUCAACAAGCGGGUGGCGGAGCGGAUCGCCCAGCUGCAGGAGGCCUUGUUACACUGCGGAAAAUUCCAGGAUGCUCUGGAGCCGCUGCUGAGCUGGCUGAGCGACACGGAGGAGCUGGUGGCCAAUCAGAAACCUCCGUCUGCAGAGUACCGUGUGGUCAAGGCCCAGAUCCAGGAACAAAAGCUGCUGCAGAGGCUGUUGGACGAUCGCCGCCCGACCGUGGAGAUGAUCCGUGCCGAGGGCGCGAGGAUCGCAGCCACCGCGGACACUCAGGACCGAGAGAAAAUCCAGAGCCAGCUCCAGAGCCUGGCAGAGAGAUGGAGCGACCUGCUCGACAAAGCCGGUGGCAGGCAGAGGCAGUUGGAGGAGCUUCAGGUUUUGGCUCUUCAGUUCCACGAAGCCCUGGAGCCGCUGGGAGAAUGGCUGAGCGCCACGGAGAGACGCCUGAGCUCCGCCGAGCCCAUGGGAACCCAGACGGCCAAGAUCACCCAGCAGAUCACCAAGCACAAGGCGUUCCAAGACGACGUGUCCUUGCGCGACACCGAGGUCGCCCGCCUCGAGUCCCUCAGCCAGUCGCUGACCCCGCUCAGCUGCGCGGCCGAUCGGGACUGGUUGAGCGAGCGGGUCGGGGCGGUGAGGUCGGGUCACUCGGAACUUGCCGAUUGGUGCGAGAGGCGGGCGGGCCUGCUGGAGCAGGCGCUGGCUAAUGCUCAGCUGUUUGGGGAGGAUGAGGUAGAGGUGCUGAACUGGCUGGCGGAGGUGGCUCAGAGGCUGGCUCAGGUCUCCGUCCAGAGCUACCAGCCUCAGCUGCUGGCCGAGCUGCACAAACACACUCUGUCUCUAAACGAAGAGAUUUUGAGCAGGAAGAAGACGGUGGACCAAGCCAUCAAGAACGGACAAGCCUUACUCAAACAGACCACAGGCGAGGAGGUCCUCCUGAUCCAGGAGAAGCUGGACGGCAUCAAGUCUCGCUACGCCGAGAUGACGGCCGGCAGCAGCAAAGCCCUCCGCACCCUGGAGCAGGCGCUGCAGCUGGCCACGCGAUUCGCCAGCGCCCACGACGACCUCAACCAGUGGCUGGACGGCGUGGAGGCGGAGCUCAACAACGUGGAGCCUGACGCCACACCCACGUACCAGGAGAGACAGAAGGAGCUGAAGAAAGUGUCGGCAGAGAAGCGUCUGGUGUUGGACACGGUGAACGAGGUCGGCAGCGCCCUGCUCGAUCUGGUGCCGUGGCGAGCCCGCGAAGGCCUUGACCGUCUGGUCGCCGAUUCCAACCAGCGUUACCGCCAGUCUGAUGAAACCAUCACUCAGCGGGUGCAGCUGGUGCAAGCUGCCAUCCAGAGGUCGCAACAGUACGAGGAGGCCGUGGAUGCAGAGCUGGCCUGGGUCGGGGAGACGGAGCGUAAGUUGGCGUCUCUGGGGCCUCUGAGCCUGGAGCCUGAUGUGACAGUGGCUCAGCUGCAAGUGCAGAGGGCGUUCAACAUCGACAUCAUCCGCCACAAAGACACCGUGGAUCAGCUGCUCAGCACCAGAGACGACAUCCUGGAAACCUGCAGCGACGCCCAGAAGGACGCGCUGAUAGUGAAGACAGACUCUCUCAGCACUCGUUAUGAUACAGUCAGCCAGAGUCACAGCGAGCGGUUCUCCGCCCUGGAGCAGGCUCAGGUUUUGGUCGCUCGGUUCUGGGAGACCUACGAGGAGCUGGAGCCGUGGCUGGGCGAGACGGAAACUCUCAUCACCCAGCUGCCACCGCCGGCCAUCGACACAGACGCUCUGCGACUGCAACAGGACCAGAUGAGGCUCCUCAGGGAAUCCAUCGCGGAGCACAAGCCCCACAUCGACAAGCUGCUGAAGAUUGGACCUCAGCUGGCCGAGCUCAGCCUGCAGGAGGGGGCGACGGUGACGCAGCGCUACACCGAGGCCGAGAGACGCUACCUGGCCAUCAAAGAGGGGGUCAAAGGUCGUGCAACGUCCCUGGACGAGGCAGUGUCCCAGUCUGCACAGCUGGUAGAGUUUCACGACAAGAUGGACCCCCUGUUGGAGACCCUGGAGGGGGCAGUGCAGCGGCUGCGUCAGCCUCCCUCCGUGGCGGCGGAGGUGGAGAAGAUCAGGGAGCAGCUGGCGGAGCACCGAGCCCAGGGGCUGGAGCUGGACAAACUGCUGCCGAGCUUCUCCGCCCUGUGCGCCCGCGGAGAGGAGCUCAUCGGGCGGGCCGCUCACGACGAUCCCGCUGCUCAGGCCGUUCGUUCUCGCCUCCUGCGCCUGCGCUCCCUGUGGGACGAGAUCCGGCAGCGAGCCGAGGAGAGGGAGGGGAAGCUGAACGACGUCUUGGACCUGGCGGGGAAGUUCUGGGCCGACGUGGCCGCGCUACUGAGCACGCUCAGAGACUCCCAAGAUAUCGUGAAGGAGCUGGAGGACCCCGGCGUAGACCCCUCGCUCAUCAAACAACAGAUAGAGGCCGCUGAGGCCAUCAAGGCAGAGACGGACGGUCUGAGAGAGGAGCUGGAGUUUGUCAGGACCCUCGGAGCUGACCUCAUCUUCGCCUGCGGAGAAACUGAGAAACCCGAAGUCAAAAAGACCAUCGACGAGAUGAAUGCCGCCUGGGAAGGCCUGAACCGGACGUGGAGAGAGAGGAUGGAGAGGCUGGAGGAGGCCAUGACGGCGUCUGUGCAGUAUCAGGACGCUCUGCAGUCUAUGUUUGACUACCUGGACAACGCUGUGAUCAAGCUGUGCGACAUGUCGACUGUGGGAACUGACCUGGGAACUGUCAAACAGCAGAUUGAAGAGCUCAAGCAGUACAAGGUGGAGGUUUACCAGCAGCAGAUCGACAUGGAGAAGCUCUGCCACCAGGGGGAGCUGCUGUUGAAGAAGGUGUCCGAUCAGACAGACCGAGACAUGAUCCAGGAGCCUCUGACCGAGCUCCGACACCUCUGGGACAACCUGGGGGAUAAAAUCACCCAAAGACAGCACAAGCUGGAGGCUGCUCUACUGGCCCUGGGUCAGUUCCAGCAUGCCCUGUCUGAGCUGCAAGCCUGGCUGAACCACACACACACCACACUGGACACGCAGCGACCAGUCAGCUCUGACCCCAAGGCCAUCGAAAUCGAGCUGGCUAAACACCACGUUUUGCGUAAUGAUGUGCUAUCCCAUCAUGCCACGGUGGAGACUGUGAACAGUGCCGGCACUGAGCUGCUCGAGUCCUCUCCUGGUGACGAGGCCAGCCACCUGAGGGACCAGCUGGAUCAUCUCAACCAGAGCUGGCAGAGUCUACUGCUCAAGACGCAGGAGCGGCAGAAGCUGCUGGAGGCCGCCCUGCACCAGGCUGAAGGUUUCCAUGGCGAGCUGGAGGAGUUCCUCCAGUGGCUGAGGAGGACGGAGAGUCAGCUGUCAGCCGCCAAGCCGACAGGCGGCCUCCCUGAAACAGCCAGGGAGCAGCUACAGCAACACAUGGAGCUUCAGGCUCAGCUCGCUCAGCGCGGAGACCAGUACCACCGCCUGCUGGAUCAAGGAGAGUCCAUGCUGCUGGCUCGUGGAGGAGAGGAAGCAGGACCCGGCACCACCCAGACCCAGCAGAACUUGGGCAUGCUGCAGAACAAAUGGGCCAGCCUCAACACCAAGAUGGACGACCGCAGGGCAAAGCUGGAGGAGGCUGUUUCCUUGGCAACAGGUUUCCAGACAUCUCUGCAAGACACCAUCAACUGGCUGACCCAAGCUGAACAGACCCUGAACAUGGCCCAACCCCCGAGCCUCAUACUGGACACUGUCCUCUUCCAGAUCGAUGAGCACAAGGUAUUCGUGAAUGAGGUGAACACCCACAGAGAGCAGGUCCUGGCUCUGGAGAAGGCCGGAUCUCAGCUUCGCUUUGCCAGCUUGAAGCAGGACGUCGUUCUCAUCAAAAACCUGCUGCUCAGCGUCCAAGCUCGCUGGGACAAGCUGGUCCAGAGGUCACUGGACCGCGGAAGACACCUCGAUGAGGCCCGCAAACGUGCCAAACAGUUCCACGAGGCCUGGAGGAAGCUGACAGACUGGCUGGAAGAAGCUGAGAAAAGACUGGACUCAGAGCUGGAGAUCUCCAACGAGCCAGACAAGAUCAAGGUCCAACUGGCCAAACACAAGGAGUUCCAGAAAGCGUUGGGUUCGAAGCAGCCGGUUUAUGACACCACCGUGAGGUCUGGGAAGGCCAUGAGGGACAAAGCUCAGCUGCCUGCAGACACCCAGAAACUGGACCACCUGGUGGGAGAAGUCCGAGACAAGUGGGACACUGUCUGUGGCAAGAGCGUCGAGAGACAACACAAGCUGGAGGAGGCUCUGCUGUUCUCCGGCCAGUUCGCAGAGGCUCUGCAGGCCUUGGUGGACUGGUUGUACCGGGUAGAGCCUCAGCUGGCUGAAGACCAACCCGUCCAUGGAGAUCUGGAUUUGGUGUCCAACCUCAUGGACUCACAUAAGGCGUUCCAAAAGGAGCUCGGUAAGAGAACCGGCAGCGUUCAGGCUCUGAAGCGCUCAGCUCGGGACCUGAUGGAUACCGGCCGCGAUGACACAGCGUGGGUCAAAGUUCAGCUUCAGGAGCUCAGCAACCGCUGGGAUACGGUGUGCGCCUUGUCAGUCACAAAGCAGACCCGCCUCCAGUUGGCCCUCAAACAGGCGGAGGAGUUUCGCACGGCGGUGCAGGUGCUCCUGGAGUGGCUCUCCGAGGCGGAGCAGACGCUUCGUUUCCGCGGCGUCCUUCCCGAAGAGGCAGAGACUCUGCAGACGCUGCUGCACACACAUCGUGACUUCAUGGGCACCGUGGAGGAGAAGAGAACGGACGUCAACAAGGCCGCUGGCAUGGGAGAGGGCAUCCUGACUGUCUGUCACCCCGACUCCAUCACCACCAUCAAACACUGGAUCACCAUCAUCAGGGCGCGCUUCGAGGAGGUGCUGACGUGGGCCAAACAGCACGAGCAGCGUCUGGAGACGGCUCUGACCGAGGUGCUUAACAACGCCAACCUGCUGGAGGAGCUGUUGUCGUGGCUACAGUGGGCCGAGACCACAUUGGUCCAGAGAGACACUGAGCCGCUUCCUCAGGACAUCCCACAACUCAAAACACUCAUCACAGAACACCAGAUGUUUAUGGAGGAGAUGACGAGGAAACAGCCAGAUGUCGACAAAGUGACGAAGACCUACAAAAGGAAACCAGCUGAGGCUCCCAGCAGCCUGGCUGAGAGGCGAGGAGCUCGCAAACACCAGCAGCAGCAGCAGCAGCAGGCGGCCAUGCAGGUCUCUGGAGGGAACCCGCGACUCAACCAGCUCUGCGCCAGGUGGCAACAAGUUUGGCUGCUGGCUCUCGACCGCCAGCGCAAACUCAACGACGGCCUGGACAGACUGGAGGAGCUCAAAGAGUUCGCCAACUUUGACUUCGACGUGUGGAGGAAGAAGUACAUGCGCUGGAUGAACCACAAGAAGUCUCGCGUCAUGGACUUCUUCAGACGCAUCGACAAGGACCAAGACGGAAAGAUCACACGGCAGGAGUUCAUCGACGGCAUCCUCGCAUCGAAGUUUCCAACCAGUAAGCUGGAGAUGACAGCAGUGGCAGACAUCUUUGACAGAGACGGAGACGGUUACAUCGACUACUACGAGUUCGUGGCCGCUCUGCACCCCAACAAGGACGCCUACAGACCGACCACGGACGCCGAUAAGAUAGAAGACGAGGUGACUCGGCAGGUGGCUCAGUGUAAAUGUGCCAAGAGGUUCCAGGUGGAGCAGAUAGGAGAGAACAAAUACCGGUUCUUCCUCGGAAACCAGUUCGGCGACUCUCAGCAGCUGCGUCUGGUGAGGAUUCUGCGCAGCACGGUGAUGGUGAGAGUCGGAGGUGGUUGGAUGGCUCUGGACGAGUUCCUGGUCAAAAAUGAUCCGUGCAGAGUGCAACAUCCAGGACUUAAGAUUCUCCGCUCCGAUUCCAGUAGCUCCAUCUCAUCUCGUAUAGUGACAGUCACUCCUGGCUAUUUCUGCUGUCGAGCUCGCGGCCGCACCAACCUGGAGCUGAGGGAGAAGUUCAUCCUCCCUGAAGGAGCGUCUCAGGGUCUGGCUGCCUUCCGCUCCCGGGGUCGACGCUCCAAACCCGGCUCCCGCAACGCCUCGCCCACCCGCUCCUCCUCCUCGGCCUCCCACAGCGGCGCCUCCCUCCCCUCGGCUCCCUCCGCCCCUGCCACACCGACGGCCUCAGCGUCAUCCAGGUCCUCCCAUACUCACUCGCGUGACUAUGCCAAGCCCUGGCUGGUACACAGUAAAACUCCAACGCCAACCAAGUGCCACUGCUGCCCAGAUCUCGGCCACACCACUCCUGGGCACGAGGGGGCCACGUCAGGGUCCAAACUAAAGAGGCCGACGUUCCACUCGAGUCGAGGCUCGCUGACCGGAGAGAACGGAGGAACGCCGCACACCAGCAAACCAUCGCGAACAGAUCCAAAGCGAGGGGCGUCCACCGUCAGUGGUCCGACCAGCCGAGCCGGCAGCCGGGCCGGCAGCAGAGCCAGCAGUCGGCGUGGCAGCGACGCCUCAGACGCGUCGGAGCUACAGGACGCUCGCUCCGUCUGCUCCGACGCCUCGGACACCCCACGACGACCUGGCGGAGCUAAACCCUCCAAGAUCCCCACCAUCUCCAAAAAGGCCCCGAGCCCAAAGACCACAGGGUCCGCGAGGAAAUAACACCAGCCACAACAACACACGGCGGCCACUUUGGGCGUACCAGCUCUUCAAUCUGAAGUCCAUCCGUUAGGGCUCGUAAUUGUGCACUAUGACUGACAUUUUCCAGGGGAAAGAAGGAGAUGGACAGGAGGAGUGAAUCUCCCUCUCACUCUUUCCCCUCGGUCUCGUAAACGGACUGUAAACAUGCACAAGAGGAGCAGAGUUCUGGCUCCGGCAGUCCCAGAUCAGAGUCUGUGGGGGUCGAGAGUGACGUUUAACCCCUUUAAGAAGCGACCCCCGUUUUGCCUUCCAGUGUCCUGCUUCGUCUUUCAAACGUUCCCCACCGGCGAGGAACCGAAAACCACCGACGGACUUGACGUGAUGCUGCCUUACUUUGUGUUACUUCUUCUGUCCCGAUCGGACAGAGCAUCCGAGAAAGUCUUUAUACCGACACACACACACACACAUCUUGUAAAGGAGUGGGAUGCACCACCACCACCACCGUCACCACGGCAACAGAAAAAGAACGAUCUGUGGGUUAUUAUUUUGGCUUGUGGGCCAGAUGCCUCAACGAUGAGCUGAAAAAGAAAAUAUGCAACGACUGCCAUGUCGCUUCCUCCUGAGAGAGAGAGAGACAGAAAAAAAAAAAAGGUCAUUUCAGCAGAUCUGCAGACAGACAACCAGUGUGGAGAGCUCAGGACACGCACACACACACACACACACACACACACACCGGCUAACCUCAGACUCGGAGGAUCGGUGGUGGUGGUAGACGGUGGCAGCGGCGGUCACUGCUGCAGCUGAGGGCAAACAGUCACACACUCAAACACCGCAGAGCAGACUCCCUCCCGACUGCUGGAACGUUAAGAUCAGCCUGUGUGUGCGUGUGUGUGUGCGUGUGUGUGUGCGUGCAUUUAAAUCCCGACACACAGAAAUCACAAACCGGCAAGAGGAAGGACUAUUUUUACGGCGACACACACAACUAACAGCACAUCAGUGACAAUAUUCGACGUUCAUGACAACCAGCAUGCACUAAUCGUCUCUGUUCUCUGCAGUUAAUGUCUGACACUGUGUUGCCCUUUAACAACCCAGCAGCACACACACUCACACACACACUCACACACACACACACACAUGGUAGUGUGUGUCAUUGUUACAGGAAAUGUUAAAGAGGUUUUUGACUUGAGUCACUGUAUGCAAAGAUUUUAAUUUGCAAAAACGUCUUUUUCUUCCUUCUCGUUGUUUUCUGGUUAAUUUAUAAUCCAGCUGUAUUUUUGUUUUCUAGCUUGAGAAAGAAAAAAAAAUCUAUUUAUUUUUCAGUUUCACGUCAUAUCAGCGUCAUUGGUGGAGAGUGAUUUUAGUAUUAUGGUUAAAGAAAUUGUGAUUUUUUUUUUUUUUUUUACGGCUCCGCUCUUCGACAUGGUUUGUGUGUAAAGUGUGUUUCUACUUCAUCGUAACAUUUUCCAGGUCGCUGCCUUCGUUUGUUCAUUUCUUCUCUCUUUUUGCUAAUGACUACAAUUCCCAGAUCAUGACCAAAGGGGUUUGCCCUUCAUGUGUAGAGAGAACUACAAAUAUGAAUGACAGGAGACCUUGGUGCAGAGUGGACCAAUGAGAGCAGGUGUCUUCCCUCAUGUCCCUCCUCCGCCCGGUGUCUCUUCUUCUUCUAGGCUUUUUUUCAAAUGUCCCGUCGUCGACGGGGCCGAGUUGUCUCUGUGUUAUCUCAGUGUGAGAGAUGAAGUUUAUGAUAAACUAAUGACAUUACAGUAAGACAGAAAGAAGACAUCUUAAGGUGAUUUUUAUUUAUUUAUUGUCUCUCUGAGGGAGUCUCGGACUCGGGAGGUGCAGCAGGAGGAGUCCGCCACCUUUUGAUGCUGUGCUCCUCUCAGUGUGAUGAUGAGAACAUGGAGGAGCGUUAACUGUGUAAAAGUAAAAACUAAAAUUAUAAACAAUUUUUUGUUCUGUUUUUGUAUUAAAAAUAUGCUUGCAGUAAAA